AACACUAUCCAAUCCAUAGCGCGGCGUGUGUUUUUGUGAGACGCCGAACGGACGAUGUGGUGGUAAUCUCCGACCUCUGGUCUCUUCCCCAAUUCUAAAAAAAAACAAAAAUGGCCUAUUUCGCGUCCCAAGAGAAGCGGAAAGCCGAGGAGUCCGCCCUGGUUCACGUGAAGAAGCCUCGCAAUGAGCUGCUCGGCUACUCCGACGCGGGAAAGCGGCUCCAGUUGGCCGAGGUGGGUCGCACGUCCAGCCUGGAGGCCCCCAUCAUGCUGCUCACGGGCCACCUGGGGGAGCUCUACUGCGGCAAGUUCCACCCGGACGGGACGUACUUGGCGACCUCGGGCUUCGACCGCCAGAUUUUCUUCUGGAACACCCUGGGAGAGUGCGAGAACUUUGCCGUGCUGAGCGGACACACAGGUGCCGUGCUGGACAUGCACUUCUCCACGGACGGCGGGCUGCUGUUCACGGCCUCGACGGACAAGACGCUGGGCGUGUGGGACACCCGGGUGGGGGUGCGCAUCAAACGACUGCGGGGCCACUCCCUCUACGUCAACUGCUGCCACCCAGCCCGCAGGGGGCCCCAGCUGCUCUGCAGCGGGGGCGACGACAGCACCCUCAAGCUCUGGGACACGCGCAAGCGGACGCCCGCGCACAGCUUCCAGGAGAGUUACCAGAUCACGGCGGUGUCCUUCAACGACACGGCUGAGCAGGUGCUCUCGGGGGGCAUCGACAACCUUAUCAAGGUCUGGGACCUGCGCAAGAAUGCCGUGCUGUACCGCAUGGCCGGGCACCUGGACACUGUGACGGGGAUGUCGCUGAGUCCGGACGGCUCCUACCUGCUCUCCAACUCUAUGGACAACACCCUGCGAAUCUGGGACGUGCGGCCCUUUGCACCCCAGGAGAGGUGCGUCAAGAUCCUCCAAGGUCACCAGCACAACUUUGAGAAGAACCUGCUGCGGUGCGGCUGGUCGCCGGACGGAGCCCAGGUGGUGGCGGGGUCGGCGGACCGGUGCGUGCACGUGUGGGACACGACGAGCCGACGCCUGCUCUACAAGCUGCCCGGGCACAAGGGCUCCGUCAACGAGGUCUCCUUCCAUCCAAAGGAGCCCAUCGUGCUAUCGGUGUCCAGCGACAAACAAGUGUUCCUCGGCGAGAUCGACAAGUGAGACAGCAAUAAAAGUUCAAAACCGA
This is a messenger RNA of Ixodes scapularis (black-legged tick), 1191 nucleotides long. Its product is annotated as U5 small nuclear ribonucleoprotein 40 kDa protein. The transcript has 9 exons. Bases 111 to 1166 code for a protein of 351 amino acids. Lineage: Eukaryota; Metazoa; Arthropoda; Arachnida; Ixodida; Ixodidae. The record is from RefSeq and is a predicted model, not a curated record. Gene Ontology annotation, cellular component: catalytic step 2 spliceosome. Gene Ontology annotation, molecular function: RNA binding; protein binding.